This is a messenger RNA of Pteronotus mesoamericanus, 2547 nucleotides long. It is a transcript of the gene AKAP3, whose product is annotated as A-kinase anchoring protein 3. The record is from RefSeq and is a predicted model, not a curated record. Bases 1 to 2547 code for a protein of 848 amino acids. The transcript is spliced from 3 exons. Gene Ontology annotation, molecular function: protein kinase A binding. NCBI's taxonomy places the organism in Eukaryota, Metazoa, Chordata, Mammalia, Chiroptera, Mormoopidae. Gene Ontology annotation, biological process: intracellular protein localization. Gene Ontology annotation, cellular component: sperm principal piece; cytoplasm.
AUGUCAGAUAGGGUUAACUGGUUACAAAGCCAAAAUGGGGUAUGCAAAGUGGAUGUCUAUUCACCCGGAGACAGCCAACCUCAAGACUGGAAAAUGGAAGCCUCAACGGAUCCUGUCAGAGUGCUCAGCUGGCUCCGCAGAGACCUGGAAAAAAGUACAGCAGAAUUCCAAGAUGUUAGGUUCAAGCCCGAAGAAUCAUCAUUUGGUGGAGAAAUGACCAACUCAGGAGACCCAGGCAAGGGUUUCUUCGUGGACUACUACAACACCUCCAACAAGGGCAGUCCAGGGAGAUUUCAUUUUGAGGUGACUCACAGAGAGAACCCUCUCCAGGGCCCCAGUGCCCAAGCUGGUAAUGAAAGAGCAGUAGAUGAAGUUUCCUUUUAUGCUAACCGCCUCACAAAUUUAGUCAUUGCCAUGGCCCGGAAGGAGAUCAAUGAAAGAAUUGAUGGCUCUGAAAACAAAUGUGUCCAUCAGUCAUUGUAUAUGGGGGAUGAGCCCCCACUCAGCAAAAGCCUGAGUAAAGUGGCAUCAGAGCUGGUGAAUGAGACUGUUGCUGAAUGUUCCAAGAAUGCUACCUCAGAUAAGGUUCCCGACCCUGGUGACAGAGUCUUUGGAUCUUUACAGAGUCCCUCAAGUUUCAAAUACAAGACCACUUUGAAGAUCAAGGAAAGAAAGGAUCCAGAUGACAAGCCUGCUUCUAAGAAAUCUUUCUUCUAUAAAGAAGUAUUUGAAUCUCGUAAUGCAGGUGAUGCCAAAGGGUGUAGAUGGUCCUUACCUGGGGAGAGGAAGUUAUUCAGAGGGCAAGAAAGGCCUGAUGACUUUACAGCUUCUAUUAGUCAAAAGAUCAUGACCUAUGCUAACAGUGUGGUAUCUGAUAUGAUGGUCUCCAUCAUGAAGACACUGAGAAUCCAAGUGAAAGACACAACCAUUGCCACCGUCCUGCUGAAGAGGGUACUGAUCAAGCAUGCAAAAGAGGUGGUCUCAGAUCUCAUUGACUCCUUCAUGAAGAACCUCCACAAUGUCACAGGGACACUCAUGACUGAUACAGACUUUGUCUCAGCUGUGAAAAGAAGCUGCUUCUCUCAUGGAAGCCAAAAGGCCACAGAUAUCAUGGAUGCUAUGCUGAAUAAGCUAUACACUGUAGUGUUUGCCAAGAAACCUGAGAAUAUCAGGAAAACCAAGGACAUGUCAGAGAGUUAUUCCCUUGUCUCCAUGAAAGGGAUGGGUGACCCUAAAAACCGAAAUGUAAAUUUUGCUUCAAUGAAAUCUGAAGGUAAAUUGAGGGAAAAAAUGUACUGUCCUCCAUGUGAACUAGAGAAGACUUGUGCCGAAACUUUGGGUGAACACCUUAUCAAAGAAGGACUGAACUUGUGGCAUAAAAGUCAGAAUAAAGAAGGAAAAUCUCCAGGUUCCCAGCAUGUAACAUUUGCAACUCCCAAUGACCAGUAUAACCCUACACCAGAAUAUCCCCUGGGAUAUCCUCUGGAUACUGGCAACCUCAGCCCCACUGUGAAUCACCUAGAGAAACCUGAGAAUUUUAUGUGUGAUUCAGACUCCUGGGUCAAGGACCUGCUUGUAUCUGCCUUACUUCUAAUUCAGUACCACCUGGCCCAGGGAGGAAGCAUGGAUGCACAGAGCUUCCUUGAAGCUGCUAGUAGCACCAACUUUCCCACCAAUAAGUCCCCUGUAGUUUCUAAUGAGACCAACCUUAAGUCUCCUCAUGGGGGAGGCAACCAAGAAGAAGCAGAAAAGAAGGAUCUUAUGAGCGUUUUUUUCAACUUUAUCCGGAAUUUACUUAGUGAGACCAUUUUCAAGAAUGACAGUAGCUCUGAACCCAAGGUGCCAGAACAACCAAUGAAGGAAGACUUCUUCAAAAGACCUGUAUCCCCUUCUCCCAACAAACUAAGUGAAGGUGAUGAGGCUGGUGGUACCUUUGUUGGGUUGAGCAAGAUGGUUGCCAACCAUCUAGAUGGCCACAUGAAAGGAAAGAUGAUGGAACAUCUGAUGGACUCAGUGAUGAAGCUGUGUCUCAUUAUUGCCAAGUCCUGUGACUCUCCCUUUGCAAAACUGGAUGAUGAUAAGUCUGGUGAUGCUAGCAGGACAACUUCAGCCUUUGCUGAUAGUUUAUGUGAGUGUUUACCAGUCAAGAGCACAGGGACAGCAGAGGCUGUCUUGCAAAAUACCUAUCAAGCUAUCCAUAAUGAAUUGAGAGGUAUAUCAGGACAGCUCCCUGAAGGGUGUGCAGCACCCAAAGUGAUUGUCAGCAAUCAUAAUAUAAUUGAUACCACUCAGAACAAGCAACUCCAAGCUGUACUUCAAUGGGUAGCUGCCUCUGAGCUCAAUGUCCCUAUUUUGUAUUUUGCUGGUGAUGACGAAGGAAUCCAAGAAAAGCUACUUCAGCUCUCAGCUGCCGCUGUGGAAAAAGGACGCAGCGUAGGUGAGGUUCUGCAAUCAGUGCUGCGCUAUGAGAAGGAGCGACAGCUGGAUGAGGCAGUGGGGAAUGUUACACGGCUGCAGCUGCUGGACUGGUUGAUGGUGAACUUGUGA